AAAAGAUCAAGAACCAUCUUGUAAAAUAUAGGUCGAGUGUUGUUUGUUUUAUUCCUUCUUACUGAAGGAAUCCUUAGAACCUUGCCGUUACACCCAACAAGUAACAAGCGCGUUCCGUUGUUGACGUGAGAUAUGAAAUUCAAUUAAAAUUAAAAUUUUGAAAUUAAACCCCCAAAUCCAAACACAUUCUCUUUCCUUACGCACUAAUUCACUAUUCACUCACUUAACUUCACCUCAGCUCAAAUCAAUGCAAGAACCUUCUAGAACCGCCACCGGUUACCCGGCCCCACCCUUCAACCACCCUAACGGUGGCCAACCGCCACCGCCAUCCACCACCGCCUACCCCUACGCCGCACCUCCUCCCUACCAGCCCCAUCCUCAGUACUACAAUCCCCAACCCUACCAACAGCGCUACUCCCCUUCCCGCUCCUUCUUCCGCGCCUUCAUCGCCACCAUGAUCUGCCUCGCCGUCGUCUUCGGUGUCGUCCUCAUUAUCACCUGGCUCGUCCUCCGCCCUUCCCUCCCUCACUUCACCAUCACCACCUUCUCCGUCCAGAACUUCUCCACAACCGCACAAACCGUCUCCGCCACGUGGCACCUCACCUUCCUCCUCCGCAACAAUAACCACAAGAUGUCCGUUACCUAUAACGUGCUUCGCCCUUCCCUCUUCUACCACUCUAACUACCUUGCCGACUCGCAGCUACCGCCGUUCAAGCAGGACACCAGGUCCGAGAACACGCUCAACGCAACCUUGGUUGCCGUCGACGCCUACCUCGAGCCACGCGCCGUGACCGAUUUGAACGCCGAGAAGUCGAGUGGCUCCGUUACGUUCGACGUCCAGCUGCUGGCUUCCGCAUCCUUCCGAUCCGGUUCGUGGCGGUUCAGGCCGCGCGUGCUCAAGGUUCUCUGCCGGAAGGUUCCCGUGGGCUUAACGUCGAAAUCCUCCUCCGGUCAGCUUGUCGGCGGAUCCAGGGAGUGCCAGGUGUGGACUUGACUGAACAGUUUUUUUGAAACCCUAGGUUUGAGGAAAGGAGGAAAAAUCUAAAUUCAAAUUGAUAUAAUGGUUUAAUUUUGUGCCUUAGUGAUUUGUGUUUUCAAGUGCUUUUUUUCUUAGGAUUUGAAUUGGAUAUUGUUGGUUAGUUUAUUAAUAGUAUGGUUGUAUAUAAUUCGCGUAAUUUUUUGGCAUUUUGGUUCCUUUUCAAGUGCAUUGAGAUUUGGAAAUAUGCGUGAUAAAAGAAUAUGUUUAUUAGAGAUGAGAGACAGAGAGGGAAGCAAGUGAUGUAUUCUCAGAUGGUAUGCUCUGGUUCAUUGAGGGAGUCAAUGGUCUAUUACGCUGACUGUAGCAACUAACUUAUAUUGUUGGUUAUGGUUUGUCUGUUGAUAGGUUCAACUAAUAGAUUAUGACAAACUAUUCGCUUGUCAAUUUUCAUAA
Arachis duranensis is the source of this 1432-nucleotide messenger RNA. RefSeq lists its product as uncharacterized. Lineage: Eukaryota; Viridiplantae; Streptophyta; Magnoliopsida; Fabales; Fabaceae. The transcript has a single exon. The record is from RefSeq and is a predicted model, not a curated record. Gene Ontology annotation, cellular component: plasma membrane. Bases 248 to 994 code for a protein of 248 amino acids.